Molecule: messenger RNA, 3183 nt
Organism: Dictyostelium purpureum
Lineage: Eukaryota; Evosea; Eumycetozoa; Dictyosteliales; Dictyosteliaceae
Exons: 5
Coding region: 1-3183 (1060 amino acids)
Biological process (GO): mitotic chromosome condensation
Cellular component (GO): condensed chromosome; condensin complex
Source: RefSeq, a predicted model, not a curated record
AUGCCUAAAAAUAUAAAUAGAGUUAUAAAAAACUCUCUAACAAAUAAUAAUAAUAAUAACAAUCGACUUACUUUAAAUAAACAAACUUUUUUAAACAAUAUUUUAAAUAACUCUCAGAUCUCAAGGGAUCAUCACAGAGUUUUAAUUAACCAAACUAUAAAUUUUAUCAAAGAAAAUAAAGAACAAAAGGAAAAUAUUAUUUCCCAUCUAAUCGAAAGUUUAAAAAAAAUUUUAACAGUAUCGAAUAGCGAAGAAGUAGAUAAUUUCUUUAAAUUUUUAAUAGAUUUUUCAAUUAUUUACUACAAUUAUCAAAAAUCACAACUAGGUUUAUUAAUUGACACAUACAGCCAUACCAACUCUGAAGUUUCAAAUCAAUACAGAAGCUUUCUUUAUUUAUUAAUUGAAAAUGUAAUGGUAUUCUCACAAAUUAAUGACUUUGGUAUAAGAUCAAGAUCAAUUUAUUUUUUAAAUUUAAUAAUCCAUAAUAAAAAAACUUUACCACUAUUAGACAAAAAAAAAAUAAAUAUAGUUUUAAAAUUUUUAAAAAAAAAAAUAAAAGAUAAAAAUAAUAUUAAAUGUUACUCAAUUAAAUCAAUUUUAAAAAUCAUUAAAUUUUUACAACAAGAUAUAUUCAUAGAUGAUAGUGAUUCUCAGCAAGAAAGCAGCGAUAAUACUGAAGAAAUUGAAGGAUAUAAAAAGAAAAUAAAAGAAUAUUCUGAACUUGUUGUUUCUAUUUUAGAUACUGACGAAUCAAACGAGGUUCGAAAAACUAUUUUACAAAACUUGACAAUUAAUAAAGAAAACUAUAGAAUAUUUAUUUUAAGAUUAGUAGAUAAAUGUGAAGCCAUCAGCAAGCAAUGUGCAUUAUCAAUUUCAACAAUAAAUCCACUCGAAAACUUUUCUAAACAGGAUAUCAAUGAUAUCGUUUUAAAUGGAUUAGAGUCAAGAUUUUCAGCAACUAAAAAAGAGACAAAGUUAAUGAUUUGUGGUUCCUGGAUGAAGAGUUAUUUUGAAAAUGACUUGGAGAAACUGGUCAAAUUCUUGCACAAUGAUCAAAAGCAAGAUGAAUCAAUCAUUAGCAAAAUAUUAUUUACCCUUUUUUCCGAUGGCCAAUCACCCGAUACAUUUUCAUUCAAGAAUUCAAUUUUAUUGUAUAAACCAAUUACUGAUGAAUUCUCACUAAUCUAUAAACUUUUUUUCCAAUUUCUUUCUAAUGAAAAACAAGAAAUUCAAGAUUAUUUACCACCAAUUUCAAACUAUAUAUAUUAUUUUCAACAAGUAGAAGAGUUUUAUGGUUGCUCAAUUUUUGAACAAAUAGAAAAAGAAAACAAUAAUACUUUAAUAACUAAUAGUGAUGGCGCAAAUAGUAUCCAUAGAGACAAAAUUAGUACAGAAAAUUUAAAUUUAAAAGAUCAGCCAUUCGUUUUUCUUCAAUUAAUCACGAUUUUAAACUAUUACUCAAACGAAGUUAAAUUUGCAUUAUUCAAAACAUUUCAUUUAGAAAGGCACUUUAUUCAAAUUAUUAUAUCAUUAAACUAUUCAAUUGAAAUUAAAGAUAUAAUAAUUAAUAUAUUAAGAAACUCUUUAAAUUCAAAAUAUUUUUAUGAUACUAUUUUAAACUGUAUUUCAAAGAUAUUAGGUACUCCAGUUAUUAAUAAUAUCAACUAUAGUGAAAUUAAAAUAAAAUGUCAAUUGCAUUCACUUUCGAUAAUAUCAAAUGUUUUAAAAAACACAAGCAAAAAACAAGAGGAAGAAAAUAUAAUUUAUUUAAUUGGCUUCAUUAAUGAAUUAUUAGAUAGCGAAUCAAAAGAAGUUAAAGAAAAAGCACUGGAGUGCUAUGGUUUUUAUUGUUUAUUAGAUUCGAUUGGUGGUAGCUUUCAAGGAAAACUAUUUAAUGCUUUGGUAGAAGGUUCAACAUCAAUGAAAACCAAAAUGCUAUCGUUCUGCUUUGAUAUUUUGUUAUUAAAAUACCAUUAUUUAGACGUUGAUAGUUGUAUCAAAAUGCCAGCGAAUUGUUUUGACAAAGAAAUUUCAAAAUUACUUUUCGUUUUAUCACAAUCAAUCAUAAACCCCUCUUUUAUUUUAGAAAAAGAAAUUAAAGAUAUUUUCAUUGAAGGUGUUUCAAAAUUAUUUAUUUCAAAUAUUAUAAAUACCCCAUCAAUAUUUUAUAAUAUUAUGGUUUUCUUUUUUAAAAAAGAAAAAGAAUCAGAAAAUUCCUAUCAAAUAUUAAAUCAAUUUUUCAAAGUUUUCCCAUCAUCCUCUUUAAAAUCUUUUAAACUAUUUUUGAAAUCAUUCACACCAACAAUCAAUUUUUUUUUAUUUUCAAAUGGUACUGUAGACCCAAAAAUUAUCGAAGCAAUUAUUUAUUUUUAUCACACAAGCCUCACCAAAAUACAAGAAAACCAUAGCUCAAUUAGUGCCAAUGACUAUAAAAAUAAAUUAUUAAAAAAUUAUUUAAAAAGUUUAAUUAUUUAUUUAAAAACAAAUGAAAAAAAUCAAAUUAAUUUAAUUUCAAAUAUUUUAAAUAAGUUUGAAAUUCAAGAAAUAGAUACAAUCGAUUUCAAAAAAAUUAGAGCAUUAUUAUUAAUUUUGGAUGACUGUUCAAUUAAAAAAAAUCUUUUAGGAACAAUACAAAUAAUUAAAAAUACAAUGGAGUAUACAAUUUCAACUUUUACAGGUUAUCAAGACCUCGAUCCCCAAAAGAUUGAAGAGAUUAGAGAAGAAAUUGAAGACUUUUGUUCUCAAAGACUUGAAGAUUUAGAAAAAUCCUCGUUUGAGGCAAAUCCAAGUAGUCAAGAUCCAUUUAACUAUAUCAGUCCAAUUAAUGAUGAAACCAUUGAUGAUUUAGAUAAUAGUGAUGAAGAAAAUCAAAUAACUAGUCAAGAAAUUUUACCAUUAAAUAACUCACCAGACUUUAAUAAUAAGAAUAAUAUAGAUAAUAUAGAUAAUAUAGAUAAUAUAGAUAAUAUAGAUAAUAAAAAUAAUAAUACCAACGAAAACGAAAAUAAUAUUCAAUCACAAAACUCUAAUUCCUCAUCUUUAAUUAAUAACUUUAACUCAGAUACCGAAUUUAAUGAAAAUAGUGAUGAAGAAGAGGAAGAUGAUGUUCAAUUCGAUACCGAUAAUAAUAACCAAACCAAUAUAGAUAAUAAAAACAAAAAUAAAAACUGUAUAAUAAUGUAG